Molecule: messenger RNA, 2406 nt
Organism: Pezoporus occidentalis (night parrot)
Lineage: Eukaryota; Metazoa; Chordata; Aves; Psittaciformes; Psittacidae
Gene: NDC80
Product: NDC80 kinetochore complex component
Exons: 17
Coding region: 235-2157 (640 amino acids)
Biological process (GO): attachment of mitotic spindle microtubules to kinetochore
Cellular component (GO): Ndc80 complex
Source: RefSeq, a predicted model, not a curated record
CGCCGCGCACUGGGAGAAAGCCGGGGCUUUAGGGAGUCUGGUCCCGGCUGCGGCGAGUGUCGGGGUGUUGGCGUGUAAACGCCGCUAGCUUCUCUGUUAGCCUUUGAUCCGGAUUAAACGCGCUGUUAAUGCAAGUGGAAGCCGUUGGGUCCAGUUCUGCCGUGCUCCUUCCUUAUUUUCUGCUGACGUGUGGACUAGCAAGCUGCUCUUAAACCAGCCAUUUGUUUAGUCACAAUGAGACGAAGCUCAAGUAUUGCUGGCAGUGCUGGUCGGCAGUCUAUGAUGGCACUGCGAGUGCAGGACAGCAACAAGAUGGGUCUUCAAACACCUCAGAUGAAGGACAGAGGUAUGUUUGGGAAGCUGAGCAUGAGCAAACCUACACCUGGGACUUCGGAAAGGAAAGUCAGCUUUUUUGGCAAGAGAACUAGUGGGGUUGGAGGCUCACGCAACAGUCAGUAUGGUGUGUUUGGUACAGAAAAGAUCAAGGAUCCCAGGCCACUUCAUGACAAGGCAUUCAUCCAACAAUGUAUCAAGCAGCUUUGUGAGUUUCUUGCUGAAAAUGGUUAUGCCCAUAAUGUUUCCAUGAAAUCGUUACAGUCUCCAUCAGUUAAGGACUUUUUAAAAAUCUUCACUUUUAUCUAUGGAUUUCUUUGCCCUUCUUAUGAAUUGCCUGACUCCAAAUUUGAAGAGGAGGUUCCCAAAGUUUUUAAAGAGCUUGGGUACCCCUUUGCUUUGUCAAAAAGCUCCAUGUACACAGUGGGAGCACCACACACUUGGCCUCAGAUUGUGGCAGCUUUGGUGUGGUUAAUUGAUUGUGUCAAGCUGUAUGCUGCUGUGAGGGAAAAUGCGCCAUCAUUUGAUGACGGACAGAACAGGGGAGGAGAGACAGAUGAUGGAAUUGUACAUAGUAAGGUUUUCAUGGAUUAUUGUGUGAAGUGCUACGAGCAAUUCAUGAAGGGGGGAGAUACUUUUGAAGAAUUGGAUGCAGAAGUGCAGUCAAAAUUAAAGGAUCUAUUUAAUAUAGAUGAAUUCCAGAUAGAAAGUUUAGCAGCUGACAACAAAAGGCUUCAUGAAGAGAUUGCAAGACUAGAAAAAGAGAAGGAAAAUGAGCCGGAUCGUAGAGUAUCACUACGAAAUGUGAAAGCAUCUCUUCAAUCAGAUGUCCAGAAAUACCAGGCUUACUUAGCUAAUCUGGAAUCUCAUAUAGCCAUCCUUGAUCAAAAAAAGGAAGGUGUGAAUGAGGAAGUUGAGACAGCAGAAAUGGAAUUAGAAGCAAUGAAGCAGGAGAAUGCCCGGCUCCAGCACAUCUUUGAUAACCAAAAGUACUCAGUUGCGGACAUUGAGAGAAUAAAUCAUGAGAGAAAUGAGUUGCAGCAAACCAUUAACAAGCUGACUAAGGAAGUAGAGGCAGAAGAACAUCAGCUGUGGAAUGAAGAGCUGAAAUACGCUAGGAGUAAAGAGGCGAUCGAAAUGCAACUGGCAGAGUACCAUAAACUGGCUCGAAAGCUGAAAUUAAUUCCAGUAAGUGCUGAGAAUUCCAAAGGCCAUGACUUUGAGAUUCAGUUUAAUCCUGAUGCAGGACCAAGUUGCCUAGUCAAAUACAGAACUCAGAUCAAGGGUCCCCUUAUGGAGAUCAUAAACCAGACUGAGGAAGAAAUUAGGAAAGCUACUCAGCAGAAAAUGGCUUUGGAAGAUACUUUGGAACAGAUGAACGUAAUGGUAGCAGACAAGAAAAGCAGUGUGAAAAUGCUAAAAGAAGAAGCUGAAAAGCUGGAUGAUCUUUAUCGUCAGAAGCUUAAGGAGGCAGAAGAGGAAGAGCAAAAAUGUGCAAGUGAACUGGAAUUGUUAGAGAAGCAUAAGCAAUUACUUGAGAGCGGUGUCAAUGAAGGUCUCAGUGAAGCCACAGAUGAAUUGCAUGAUCUGCAACGAAAGUAUCAAGUUGUUCUGCAAACAAAAACAGAAGAGAGAAGGAAAGCUGGUGAUAACUUGCAUCGUCUUUUGGAAAUCAUUGCUAGUCAUGUACUAUCUACAGAGAAAUAUCUUGAGGAACAGAAUGUGAAAAUUGAGAAAGACCAUAAGGAAUUCAUGUCUGAAGAUCUGUUGUCAACCUUGACAGGAAUUCUAGACAGUUAUAAAAAGAAGGCUGAAAGCCUGUAAUUGCCAAGAAGGUGAAGAUGAAACUUUCUGAAGCUCUGGUAUGGUGCCUUCUGAAAGAAUGAGUCUUUCUUGUGUUCAGCAGCAGAACUGGUUUUAAGCGUAAAGAAAUGUUUUUAUGAAUUUCCUUUGUUAUAUGGGCAAAAAUACGUUAAAAAAAUUAACGAGUACAUUUACAUUUUCUUAGAAAAGGCUUUGCUUACACUUCCUCCUUGCUAUGUAUUAAACAUGAUUACAAACAUCUGUUACAAG